AUGCUCAUUGCAAGUGCGUCGAGCGGACAUCGGCAACGCCGCAAGCGCCGUGAACCGUCCCAUGGCGUUGCGACACUAGUGUCGCCGCCAUCCCCGCCAGAAGGGCGUCGCUGGUGCACUGAGACAGGCUGGCUGUUUCGAACCACUGUCAUCCCCUGCCAGAGAGGCGGUGCGAGACAGGGCUCGAGGACAGGCUGGCUGUUUCGAACCACUGUCAUCCCCUGCCAGAGAGGCGGUGCGAGACAGGGCUCGAGGACAGGUCGGCUGUUUCGGACCACUGUCAUCCCCUGCCAGAGAGGCGGUGCGAGACAGGGCUCGAGGACAGGCUGGCUGGUUCGAACCACGAGCCACUGUCAUCCCCUGCCAGAGAGGCGGUGCGAGACAGGGCUCGGUGACAGGUCGGCUGUUUCGAACCACUGUCAUCCCCUGCCAGAGAGGCGGUGCGAGACAGGGCUCGGUGACAGCUCGGCUGGUUCGAACCACUGUCAUCCCCUGCCAGAGAGGCGGUGCGGGACAGAGCUCGAUGACAGGUCGGCUGUUUCGAACCACUGUCAUCCCCUGCCAGAGAGGCGGUGCGAGACAGGGCUCGGUGACAGGUCGGCUGUUUCUGACCACUGUCAUCCCCUGCCAGAGAGGCGGUGCGAGACAGGGCUCGGUGACAGGUCGGCUGUUUCGAGCCACUGUCAUCCCCUGCCAGAGAGGCGGUGCGAGACAGGGCUCGGUGACAGGUCGGCUGUUUCGAACCACUGUCAUCCCCUGCCAGAGAGGCGGUGCGAGACAGGGCUCGAGGACAGGCUGGCUGGUUCGAACCACUGUCAUCCCCUGCCAGGGAGGCGGUGCGAGACAGGGCUCGGUGACGGGUCGGCUGUUUCGAACCACUGUCAUCCCCUGCCAGAGAGGCGGUGCAGGGACAGGGCUCGAUGACAGGUCGGCUGUUUCGAACCACUGUCAUCCCCUGCUAGAGAGGCGGUGCGAGACAGGGCUCGAGGACAGGCUGGCUGGUUCGAACCACUGUCAUCCCCUGCCAGAGAGGCGGUGCAAGACAGGGCUCGGUGACAGGUCGGCUGUUUCGAGCCACUGUCAUCCCCUGCCAGAGAGGCGGUGCGAGACAGGGCUCGGUGACAGGUCGGCUGUUUCGAACCACUGUCUUCCCCUGCCAGAGAGGCGGUGCGAGACAGGGCUCGGUUACAGCUCGGUGGGUUCGAACCUGAGUUACCAGUCUGUCAUACAGUUGUCUUCCUAUACUGGUACAAGGAACUUGUUUUGGCUUUUGGCUACGCGCCGAUUUAGCGUAGGUUUUCGGGUGGCGUUGCAAUGCGUCCGUAUAGUGUCCUGAGAUCAGGGAACCUUGUGUGUCGUGUAGUGGUGGUCGGCCAGCGUAGUGUCUCAGGCUUGUCCGUAACGAACAAGUUUUGGUCAGCAGGAGGCGGGAGGAACGGAAUAUUGAUGUAGCGAAAAUCCUUCCGAACGGAUCAUUAUGUACGUCAGUGCCGUGAUUACGUGAGUGAUUCGAAGCCCAUAGUCAUGCACUUCAGACUUGCAACCCGCCCUGAAAACGGUGCGAUCUGUUGUCGAACUCGGUGAUGGAUUACCCACUGAGUCAGUGGUCCGAGCAGCCCGUGGCGUUAGGCUGAAAGCAGUCCCUUGUGGCGCACACUUUACUCCGCUAGCAUGCGAGGAAACCCUCCUUUAUGGAGAGCUUGUUACAUGGAGGCGGUCCGUUACGAUCGCCUGAAUAGGCGUCACAUCUGGCACUUCGUGUGUUCGACUAAUGAAGUCGUGCGGUCCGAUCUACUGAGGACCUGCGGUGACGGUUAGUGGGUGCAGGUGUAGUUUAUUCAGAUCUGGGCCCUCCUGGCCGUUUGGUGUCGACAGCGACUCGGUUUCGUGGCCUUAGAUCAUGAUCAGGGAGCAAGACACCAUAGGAACUCAUGUUAGAUUCUUAGCUGCGUGUUUUAAAGUUGCUGACCGUGCGCGGCGGUUUAGAUGACCGCCAACAGUGUAUGAUUGUCUUUACUAGGUGAUCAUGGUUUGAAUCACGCUCACGGGUGGAGCCCAGUUAGAGACAGUACUCAGCGCGCCGCGGCCAAACUGGUCACCAUGCUGUCAGUGGGGGACGCUCCUCGUCCAUACGUCUAGCCCUGCCGCGCUGCAGCACGGCCAGCUCACAACCGGGGCUCAGAGCCGAUACGGCUCCCAGCGGGGUCUCACUGUCCCGGGACAGACGUGGGCCGCUGGGUGGCGGCGCGGCGCGGCAGCUUCUCAACGCGCGAUGGCCGAGGGCCACGUGCUUAUGCUCGGUUGGGGCAACGUCUACCUCGUACCACGGUUUCUAGGUCCAAAACGGGCAGCGUUACGACCGGCCUGACCGCCCGUCGGUGGUUGUUGGCCUUGGCGCUGCUCCGUGAAUGUUGCGCAGUGUUCAGAGGGGCGUCUUAGUCGCUCGCGUCCUUGCCCACCUUGAAUCAGAUCGCGCAGAGGUGUGCGGUGGAUAUGUGGGGACCUGAGAGCUGGAGGCGCCUGUGGUGGCUGUUUCUCCGCGGCGAGGGCGGUCUGGCGCCGAGCGGGCGACCACGUGACGCGGGUCUGAUGCCUUGUUUUAUCACGGACUUGUGCACGCGGACAAACGUUCUACGUGCGCCACCCGCGCUGCGGUGCUCGCUAACUUACCUCACGGUCUGAUGAAGCUUUUGCCACAAGACGGCGAGCGGCGCGGUGUUAUCUUGGAGGGCCAGCGGCAAGCGCGGGGACUGACGCCAGUAGCUCUAGUCGGCCCAUCGAGAGACGCCUCCGGUCGCCAGAGGCUGACCUCUGACCCCUGACCGGAGAUGAGGCGUCCACGGCGCAUUGACGGCUCGUGGAUCGGAGAUGAACGUCUGUGACAGAUGACUGCAUUGUCGCCCGGCCUUGCUCUUGAGGGUUCGUCCGAAGUCGAUGAGUGAUUCGCUGAAUACAUUGACACCGAUCAACAGUCAGGCGGUCCCCUUGACGUCUGGACCUCUCGGCUCAUUAGUGUCCGAUGGCUGGGUUGCAAGCACCAACAGAUAAAGCUGAACACUGGCGAUCCGGGCAUUUUCAGAUUAUUUUAACCAUUCCAACGUGCAGUUUGGAACGAGUCAAUGGGAGAACGACGCAGGCAGCGAUGCUGACAUGCGCCAAUUAAGUCCAAGUCGGCUGCCAGUCUCCAGCGUGUGUGCCGUGCGAUAUCAGUGGCCAUGCGGGUGUAUCCGACCGGUUCCAACUGAAACGUGGGUUGAAAUAAAUCAUUCGGAUCGCCACCGAA
Messenger RNA from Pollicipes pollicipes, 3283 nucleotides. RefSeq lists its product as uncharacterized. The transcript has 3 exons. The record is from RefSeq and is a predicted model, not a curated record. Bases 1 to 924 code for a protein of 307 amino acids. Lineage: Eukaryota; Metazoa; Arthropoda; Thecostraca; Pollicipedomorpha; Pollicipedidae.